Molecule: messenger RNA, 2891 nt
Organism: Durotheca rogersii
Lineage: Eukaryota; Fungi; Ascomycota; Sordariomycetes; Xylariales; Xylariaceae
Product: putative excision repair protein rhp3
Exons: 2
Coding region: 237-2675 (812 amino acids)
Biological process (GO): positive regulation of mitotic recombination; nucleotide-excision repair; transcription by RNA polymerase II
Cellular component (GO): nucleus
Molecular function (GO): DNA helicase activity; damaged DNA binding; ATP binding
Source: RefSeq, a predicted model, not a curated record
GUCGAGCGUGUAGUCUGCCUACCUCUGCACUGGACCUCCCCACCCGAUGGUACUGCUCGUAAAUCUUUCCUCACGGCUCGAAGACCGAAAGGGGUCAGUCUCUUCGAGACCAGAACGGUGCGCGCUCUUGAGUCCAAUACCUCGGGGUUCUCCUCGGUAGGAGACAGCCUGUCCCGUCUAUCCAUGGUGCAUCUGCACCUCCUACCAAAGAGAUACCUAGUCAGAAUCUCGCCAAGAUGAAGUUCUUCAUCGACGACCUCCCCGUCAUUUUUCCCUAUCCGCGGAUCUAUCCGGAGCAAUAUGCCUACAUGUGUGACCUCAAGAAGACCCUCGAUGCCGGGGGUCACUGUGUCCUGGAGAUGCCUUCGGGGACGGGCAAGACCGUGUCCCUGCUCUCGCUAAUCGUCGCCUACCAACAACACUAUCCGGAGCAUCGAAAGCUCAUCUACUGCUCGCGAACCAUGUCCGAGAUCGAGAAGGCCCUGGCCGAGCUCGACUCCCUCAUGAAGUACCGCGCUGACGAGCUCGGCCACGUAGAGGAAUUCCGGGGUCUGGGCCUGACCAGUCGCAAGAACCUCUGCCUCCACCCCUCGGUCAAGAGGGAGAAGAGCGGCGCCAUCGUCGAUGCGAAGUGUCGUAGCCUGACUGCCGGCUUCGUGAGAGAGAAGAAGGAGAAAGGCGAGAACGUCGAAACCUGCAUAUACCACGACAACCUAGAUCUUCUCGAGCCCCAUAACCUGAUACCGAACGGCGUAUGGACUCUCGAUGGGCUCCUAAGGUACGGCGAGCAACACAAGCAGUGUCCAUACUUCACGGCUAGACGGAUGAUGCAAUACUGCAACGUUAUCAUCUAUUCCUACCACUACCUGCUGGACCCCAAGAUCGCAGAGCGUGUGUCCAAGGAGCUCUCCAAGGACUGCAUUGUCGUCUUUGACGAGGCCCACAACAUAGACAACGUCUGUAUCGAGUCUCUGAGCACAGACAUCACCGAAGACUCGUUGCGUAGGGCUACGAGAGGCGCCCAGAACCUGGAGCGCAAGAUCAACGAGAUGAAAGAGACCGACCGAGAGCAGCUCGAGAACGAAUACCAGAAACUGGUAGAGGGGCUUCGCGACGCCGACGAGAGCCGCCAGGAGGAUGCCUUCAUGGCGAACCCCGUCCUCCCCGACGACCUACUCAAGGAAGCGGUCCCCGGCAACAUCCGCAGGGCAGAGCAUUUUACCGCUUUCCUGAAGCGGUUCGUCGAAUACCUCAAGACGCGUAUGAAAGUCCGCCAGGUCAUCUCCGAGACGCCGCCCUCGUUCCUGGCGCAUCUCAAGGAGCACACCUUCAUCGAGAAGAAGCCGCUCCGGUUCUGCGCCGAGCGGCUGACCUCCCUCGUGCGGACCCUCGAACUCACGAACAUAGAGGACUACCAGCCGCUGCAAGAAGUAGCCACCUUCGCGACCCUGGUCGCCACGUACGAGAAGGGCUUCCUCCUCAUCCUCGAGCCCUUCGAGUCGGACGCGGCCGAGGUGCCGAACCCGGUGCUCCACUUCACCUGCCUGGACGCGGCCAUCGCCAUCAAGCCCGUCUUCGACCGGUUCAGCUCCGUCAUCAUCACCUCCGGGACCCUCUCGCCGCUGGAGAUGUACCCGAAGAUGCUGGGCUUCUCCACGGUCGUGCAGGAGUCCUACACCAUGACCCUGGCCCGACGGUCCUUCCUGCCGAUGAUCGUGACCCGGGGCAGCGACCAGGCCGCCAUCUCGACCGGGUUCGCGGUGCGCAACGAGCCGAGCGUGGUUCGCAACUACGGCAACCUCCUCACCGAGUUCGCGCGGAUCACACCCGACGGCAUGGUGGUCUUCUUCCCGUCGUACCUGUACAUGGAGUCGAUCAUCAGCAUGUGGCAGGGCAUGGGGAUCCUGGACGAGGUGUGGAAGUACAAGCUGAUCCUGGUGGAGACGCCGGACGCGCAGGAGACGUCGCUGGCGCUGGAGACGUACCGGGCGGCGUGCUGCAACGGGCGGGGGGCGGUGCUGCUGUGCGUGGCGCGGGGGAAGGUGUCGGAGGGGAUCGACUUCGACCACCAGUACGGGCGGACGGUGCUGUGCGUGGGGGUGCCGUUCCAGUACACGGAGUCGCGGAUCCUCAAGGCGCGGCUGGAGUUCCUGCGGGAGACGUACCGGAUCCGCGAGAACGACUUCCUGUCGUUCGACGCGAUGCGCCACGCGGCGCAGUGCCUGGGCCGCGUGCUGCGCGGCAAGGACGACUACGGCAUCAUGGUGCUCGCCGACCGCCGGUUCCAGAAGAAGCGCGCCCAGCUGCCCCGCUGGAUCGCCCAGGCCAUGCUCGACGUCGACGCCAACCUCAGCACCGACAUGGCCGUCAUCGCCGCCCGCCGCUUCCUGCGCAACAUGGCCCGCCCCUUCCGCCCCCGCGACCAGGAGGGCGUCAGCGUCUGGAGCCUCGACGACCUCCGCGCCCACCAGCGCAAGGUCGACGAGGACCGCAUCCGCGAGCUGCGCGAGCUGCGCGACGACUCCCACGCCGCGGCGGCGGCCGAGGCCCUCCUCCGCCGCCACCAGGCCGCGCGCGCUGCCGUCGCCGACGGCGACGACGGCGACUACGAGUUCGACUACGACAUGGACCCCCGCGAGCUCGAGCAGGGCAUGAUGGAGAUCGACGCGGCUUGAGGCUCGGGGCGGGACGAGGGGGGGAGGGGGGAGGAAGGGGUGCGAGACGGGGAAUUUGUAGUAGUCCGGAAGCAGGGUUGGACGGAUGAGCGAACGGGGGCUACAGCCGAUGGCAAUUCUUCAUAGUUCUCUGUACUCUCCCUCCUCCUCUCUCCCCCCGGAAGGGUGCGAGACAUGGACACGAUACGGCGGAGAGAGCGGCAGUGUCGUGAAAGU